AUGGGAGUAAAACCAAGUUCUAGAGGGUGCUUUGGGUGGUUUGUGGUGGCAGUAAUAUUGGCAUUGGUUAUUGGUGCCAUUGUUUAUACAAUCAAAAAGAAAACUGAGAAAUCUGAAGGGCCAGCUCCGAUUCCAGGGCCUCCUGGUGCUAUUGACAAGAAAUAUGCUGAUGCUCUCAAAAUUGCUACGCAAUUCUUUGACAUUCAAAAAUCUGGGAAGUUGGUAGACAACAAGAUUAGUUGGAGAGGGGAUUCAGCUCUUAAAGAUGGAAGUGAAGCAAAAUUGGAUCUUUCAAAAGGAAUGUACGAUGCUGGGGAUCAUAUGAAGUUUGGUUUGCCAAUGGCUUUUACUGCUACUGUAUUAUCAUGGACCAUCCUUGAGUAUGGAGAUCAAAUGGAUGUAGUGAAUCAGUUGGAACCAGCGCAGGAUUCGCUCAAGUGGAUCACUGACUACCUUAUCAAUGCGCAUCCUGAAGAGAAUGUGCUCUACGUUCAAGUUGGUGACCCUAAAACUGAUCAUGGUUGUUGGGACAGACCUGAAGUGAUGAAAGAGAAGAGGCCACUUACUCAGGUUAAUGCAUCUUUUCCAGGGACGGAUGUUGCAGCCGAAACUGCAGCAGCUAUGGCUUCAGCAUCUUUGGUGUUUAAAGCCAACUCUGCAUAUUCAAGCACGCUGCUUAAGCAUGCUAAAGAGUUGUUUACGUUUGCUGACAAAUAUAGAGGUUUAUAUAGUGAAAGUAUCCCGGAAGUUGCCACAUAUUACAAUUCAACGGGAUAUGGGGAUGAGCUCUUGUGGGCAGCUAGUUGGCUCUAUCAUGCAACGGGGGAUAAAUCAUAUCUUCAAUAUGCGACUGGCCAAAAUGGUAAACUCUUUGCUCAAUGGGGAAGUCCGACAUGGUUCAGUUGGGAUAACAAACUUGCAGGAGCGCAGGUUUUGUUGUCCAGACUAACUUUCUUUGGAGACAAAGACACCUCAAACACAGGCCUUCAAAUGUAUAGGAAAACAGCUGAGGCAGUUAUGUGUGGUCUCAUCCCAGAUUCUCCGACAGCCACAAAGAGCAGAACAGAUGGCGGUCUUAUAUGGGUCAGUGAAUGGAAUGCUUUGCAGCAUCCCAUUGCUUCUGCAUUUUUAGCUUCUCUUUACAGUGAUUACAUGCUUAGUUCUGGGACUGCUAAGCUAUCCUGCAAUGGAGAUUCAUAUAAACCAUCAGAUCUUCGGAAAUUUGCUAAAUCUCAGGCUGAUUACGUCUUGGGAAAAAAUCCUAUGAAAACGAGCUUUCUUGUCGGUUAUGGUGAGAAGUAUCCACAAUAUGUGCAUCAUAGGGGAGCUUCAAUCCCAGCUGAUGCAACAACUGGUUGCAAGGAUGGCUGGACAUGGCUUGAAAGAAAGGAACCGAAUCCCAAUGAAGCAACUGGAGCACUUCUUGGCGGUCCCUUCUUAAACGAAACAUUUGUCGAUGAUCGCAACAACUCAAUGCAGGCGGAGCCAAGCACAUAUAACAGUGCUAUAAUUGUCGGCCUACUCUCUGGUCUUGUCACCACGUCUUCUACAGUUCAUUCUUUCACCUAA
This is a messenger RNA of Dovyalis caffra, 1569 nucleotides long. The record is from the annotation of a GenBank genome assembly. Lineage: Eukaryota; Viridiplantae; Streptophyta; Magnoliopsida; Malpighiales; Salicaceae.